AUGCGUCUGUUAGUUCUGUCCCUGAUUCCUUUAGUGUGCCUAGUGCAUCAGGGAGCUCUGUCUCCAGUUCACAGUCAAGUUAGUGUUGGUUUUGCUGAUGAUCCUCUCGCUACAAGAGAAGACGUGAUAAGCAUCACGAAAGACGUCCAGAAGUUCUUAGCUACAAUAUCCCAAUUGAAGAAGGCAAUGGAAAUGAUGGACACUAGUAGCAAUACUUCAGAAUCCAAUAUUCGUAUACUUCUUGAAGACAAAUGCUCUUCUGCUGAACCAGAAGAUGAAGAGAUAGACGGAGUUGAGGAAGGAGAGGAAGAAUACGAAGAAAAGCUCAAAGAAGACAAACCUGGCGAUGCUGAAGACCCGGAGGUGAUAGAGGUAGAGGAGGAAGAUCAAGUCGGGGAGAAGCUAAGACAACUCAUAGAGAUUGUAGAGGUGUGCCUCACUUCAAAUCAAGGAAUGCAGUCGACUGAGUUGACCAGAGCAAGUCUUAACUUAUUGAAGACUUAUAAAAGCUGCACUCAUAAUAAUGAGACUGUCUCUGAUUGUCCGGUCUGCAAUGAAGCAAUUGAUAUCCUUGUGGACACUUUCACUAGAUGUGUCUCUGAUUUUUUGACUGGAGAGACGUCAGAUCCUGCUAGUGGUUUUGCUGGUGGAUCUAAAAUAAGACCUCAAGCAUUGGGUCUGCAGCUAGGGAAAUCAUUACAGCUAUCAAAAUCUCAUGAUAAUUUAGCUAGAUUCAGCAGUUCAGUUGAUCUGACGCAAGCGAAUGAACCAAUUGUUGAUACUAUUGAUCAGGCAUUAUCCACCAUUGAAAACAGUGUAGAAGUCGCUUCAUCAUAUCUCAAGUUUAGACAGAAGUAUCAUAGAGAAGUGGUUGGAUAUUUGAGCAAAAGAGCACAGAUUGAGCAACGUUACUAUGCUCAGCUUGGUAAAGUAGUCCGUCAAACUCAAGCAGCACUCUCUGAACUACACCAGCAAGAAGAGUGUCUUCCAUUAUAUGAUGUCUUUAGGACGUCACUGGAUCAGGACAACAGAUAUGCUAUGAACUGCAACACGACAUUCAACCUACAGACUGGACACAAAGUCCUUGAAUAUCUAGAGGGUAAGAUACAAGAGUGUGAGAAGAUGAGAAAAGAUCUAAUGCACAAUUGGGUCAAGGAAAGAAAGAAACUGCUUGAUGCCAAGAGCUCAAUGAAAAGUGCCAAAGCCAAAUACAUAUUUUACGGUCAGGAACUAGCCAGGGCUAAGAACCAGCUUGCAGCUGAUCCUUAUGGUAAACAAGCCGACAGACGCAAGAAAGAAGUUAGUGACUUAGAAACAAAGUUUCAAGACUCAGAGCAGAAUUACAAGUUAUCGAUAGCUCACUGCAAUGACUGCCAGUACCAGGUUCAUGCCACAGCACAGAAGUCAAUCCUCUGUGCUUUCAGGAGAAUAAUUGUUGGAUUUGAUACUACACUUAAAGCAGGUCUUGAGAGUUACUUUCAGUUACAAUACAAUUUCUUCAAGACACUCCCCAACCCGCUCCUGGAGAGUAUUGAUGAGACUAGAGAUUAUGAAGCCGGUUCAGAGUUCCUGUCCUUCAUUGAGAAGAGGCCCCACGUCUCUGAAGAACUUGAGGAUUAUCACUUUGAAGAAUUCGAUCCUGAAUCAGAGGUUUGGGAUUCUGGUGAAGACCCUGCCGAUCCGACGUUGGGUUCCAGCCAGACCUCGGAUGGUUUUAAAGGUCCCCAAAGGUCCCUCAGCCCAACAGAGUAUAAGCCGCUAAUAGCUGCAGCUCUCCCAAUGAUACGAAUGGAGUCUCCAACUCCGAAACAGUCUCGGCCUAAGAGUGUUGUUAAUAUUGAUAUGGCUUCACUUGAGAAUUCAAGCAGUAAAACUAAUUUACAAAGGAGAAAUAGUGAGAAAGGGAAGGACUAUCACUCCAUCACAGGAUCCCCAUACUCCAGUGGUAGAUCAGUCACUGAUGAUGUUGUACUAUCCAAAGUAGCUCGUACCCACACCUUCAAGAGACUGAGAACCCCAUCAAGAUGCAGAGGCUGUGAUACUUAUGUGUACUUCCAUGGCUUCGAAUGUGAAAUUUGUGGUUUAUCUUGUCAUAGAAAGUGUUCUUCUACACUAGCCAUUCGUUGUGAUACUAAGAAAUUGCCUCGUAAGAUGAAUACUUUUGGUGUUGAUUUCCUUGAGCAUCUAAAAGCAACCAAGAGACACAUACCAAUAAUAGUAACAAAAUGUAUCAAUGAGAUUGAUGAAAGAGGUCUCAAUACUCAAGGACUCUACCGCAUAUCGAGUGCUAAGAGUAAAAUGGAGAAACUCUGUCAGUUGUUUGAAGCUGGUUCUGAGAGGGUUGAUCUCUCCGACCUACCACCUCACCUCAUCAGCUCCUGUCUUAAACUAUACUUCAGACAACUUCCAGAGCCUCUUCUCACAUUCUCACUCUAUCAAGAGUUUCUCUCAUUUGCCAAGGAAGCUACGAGGUAUCUGCCUUGUGAUCUAAGCGCUGCUACUAACGACAAGGAAAUGAAAGCUAGGGAAUUACUGAAGAGAUUGAGAGAGCUGAUAUACAGACUACCUGAGCAAAACCAACUGACACUCGCUAGACUAAUGUACCAUUUACACAGAGUUAGUAGUCCAGAGCAUGUCAAAACUAACUGUAUGCCUCCCAGUAAUAUUGGUAUUGUGUUUGGACCUAAUCUACUGCAACAAAGAGAGAUGAUACCUUCACUUGAAUUACUAGCCAACAUGAGCUAUCAAGCAAAAGUUGUAGAAAUAAUGGCUGCUCAUGUUCAUGAUAUAUUUAAUGUCAGUGAGGAGGAGUUGAAACUAUUAGAGAAUGAGUCGAUUGAAGACGAAGGAAAUGAGAGAUUCGUUGGAGAAGAAGAUGUACCACACACUCAAAGCAAAGCACCCAGACACAGUUCAUCAUUCAUUCAUAUUGAGGUUGUUGCAUUGUCCCAACCUAACCCAUCAUCUAAACUUCUGUAUGGGAACUUAUACUCAACAGUUGAUCUACUCUUAGUAUAUGAAUUAAUUUGA
Molecule: messenger RNA, 3030 nt
Organism: Amphimedon queenslandica
Lineage: Eukaryota; Metazoa; Porifera; Demospongiae; Haplosclerida; Niphatidae
Product: rho GTPase-activating protein 29-like
Exons: 27
Coding region: 1-3030 (1009 amino acids)
Biological process (GO): activation of GTPase activity; signal transduction
Molecular function (GO): GTPase activator activity
Source: RefSeq, a predicted model, not a curated record